AUGGCAGUUUCACGCACAUUUUAUCAUAUAUUACAUUCAUUUUUAAAGAUGAUAAAAUCACAACUGCUAAAAGCAGGAUUUUCGCUAUCUAACUAUUUUCAGACGGCAUUUCUUGACGAAACUAGGCAAGAUGUGUCAUAUCCAGGUGAUUUUGAUAGUAAUCAACAAAUACAGGAUACUAGACUGCCUACAUUGUUACGGCCUAUCUUUGACUCAUUUAGACCGUAUUUUAAGCUAACAUAUCCGGAAAUUUUGAAUAAUGUGCGAUGCUUGGUAUUACCUGUUGGUAAGGUUAAACAUCUGGUCCCUGAUUUGUACAUACCAACUGUUUCUAUAGUAACAUUUAUACUGAUAAAUUCAAUAUUGUCAUGUACAAAUUCUUCCGGAACAACAACAUUUGGAGAUGCCCUGUCGCGUUCUCUUUACAGGGUUAUAUUUGUACACCUCGGUGAAAUUACUCUAUUGACAAUUCUUUUGUAUUUUAUAUCAUCUGGAGGUUAUUCUAAACCGAUUUCUGGCAAUUUUUUGCAACAAAGUAACCAAAACUUUCACGGUAAUCUGCAUCAACCAGCCAGUAGCACACAGCCAUAUGGAGUCACGCAAUUUACGGAAGAGAGUUCUAUAAUGAAACAAUCUAAUUUUCAAAAGGCUUCAAUCAAAUUGCCGGAAAAAUUAUUCAUAGUAGGAUAUAAAUACUUACUGAUAGACAAUUUUCUAAUCGCAGCAUCAAUUAUACCCCUCAAGAUGGGCAAAAUCGUACUGAUCAUAUAUGUGUGCGCUUCCGCACUGAUCUUCUCAUUGAGAUCCAUAAAAUCUCUAGGGAACACUUCGAAUCCUCUCAUAUUUGUGUUCCCAGUUUUGCAACCCCUUUUCUUCUAUAUACUAUUACCCAAGUAA
Theileria equi strain WA is the source of this 897-nucleotide messenger RNA. RefSeq lists its product as hypothetical. NCBI's taxonomy places the organism in Eukaryota, Apicomplexa, Aconoidasida, Piroplasmida, Theileriidae. Bases 1 to 897 code for a protein of 298 amino acids. The record is from RefSeq and is a predicted model, not a curated record. Gene Ontology annotation, biological process: endoplasmic reticulum to Golgi vesicle-mediated transport. Gene Ontology annotation, cellular component: endoplasmic reticulum membrane. The transcript has a single exon.